This is a messenger RNA of Limanda limanda (common dab), 1840 nucleotides long. RefSeq names its product apolipoprotein L4-like. Gene Ontology annotation, cellular component: extracellular region; membrane. NCBI's taxonomy places the organism in Eukaryota, Metazoa, Chordata, Actinopteri, Pleuronectiformes, Pleuronectidae. Gene Ontology annotation, molecular function: lipid binding. Gene Ontology annotation, biological process: lipoprotein metabolic process; lipid transport. The record is from RefSeq and is a predicted model, not a curated record.
ACAAAUUGCUCUCUCCUACAGUAAUGGUGUAGAUACAGAAGGGGAAAUGUCAGCUGCAAGAAAAGAGCUACAGCAGGUGUUGUGCCGCUAUGUCACAGAAACCUUAAGCUACAUCGACACUGUAAGAGAAUUCUGUGAGGACGUCUCUAAAUGGGGGCUCCACAGGGAGACCGAAUUAAACAUGAUGAUAGAUAUCAAAGAGAGUGUUGACAGCAUCGACCUAAACUUCGACCAUGUGUCUAAGUCAGAGGAAAAAGGUAAGGCCUUAGGGGAAUAUUUGAAGAGCAAGCUGACCCAAGACAGCAGGCGUGCAAAGCUGCAGGAGGAGCUGGCUGCUGUGCUCAAGGACACUUUGGUUGGCCUGGCGAAGCUUGAAUACUUCCUGGAUGCAGUGGAGAAGUUGGCGGUCACUUCGCUCCAUGUGUUUACGGAGAACCAGGCGCUAUGUCUGCCCAAAGGGAUCAUCCUCGAUUGUGUUCAGGUUGUCAUCACUGCGGCAUGGCAGAUCUGCCCUCUCCUCCUCGAGUUCAAAAGAGACGCACAAGUCUUCUUCCUGCCCAGACUUCAGAAUGUGGAAGUGCUCUUCUAUGAGUUGUUCAAGUACAUAGAGACCACGCAGAAAAUCUGCAGACGUAAGGAAAAAGGUGAACAGACUGUAACUGUCUUUCACAACUCCCUCAGUGGCUUUCAUUUGAAAAUGACGACGGAAACUGUGGUGAACUUCGACGUGGAUCUGUCUGAAGAUGACAUGCAGAGGAUGCUUGAUCAUAUUAAUCAGCUGGAUGAGAUGAGGAUGAACAAGGACUUCAGGAUGGUGUUCUUGUUUCAAGAGGAAUCGUUUUGUGACUUCAUCAGUGACUUCAGCAAGCGACAGGACAGGAUGCUGGAGUUUCUCAACGACCUGGAGGAGGGGGCUGUUCAGCUUGACAGGAUGAAUAAGGGGGCAAAGAUCUCCAGCGUGGUAGGCAGCUCGGUUGGGGCAACUGGAGGUGUGCUCUCCAUUGUUGGCUUGGCUUUAAUUCCUGUGACGGCAGGGGUGUCUGUAGCUCUGACAAUGACGGGGGUUGGUAUGGGAAUCACCAGCGGAGUCAAUAGCGCUGUCACCACCGCCACAGAGAUUGGAGUAAAUAUUGCUCAAAAGAACAAAGCCAGAGAGGUUUUCCAGAAAUUCAUGGAGGAUGUGCAGAGUCUCCAGGAAUGUCUGGACAAGGUGACCAGUCAAGCCGAAUUGGAAGACAAUAUCAAAAAAGAGGCUUUGAGAUUUGGCAAGGUUUUUUUGAAAGGCUGUGUUAUUGGAAAAGGUAUUGAUGCAUUAGUUGAUGGUGCCUCUGCUUUUAAGUUGCUAAAAAAUGAAGAGUCCAUUGCAGGUGCUGGUAAGGUGGUGGCUCAGGAAAGUAAAUCAUUUGGUAACGUGGCCGCAGACAUCCCAGAUAUCGGUCAGGCAGUCGCCAAAGGGCCUCUCGCUCUUUCCAAGGCAGCCAGGGUAGGUUUCAUAGCACUCAAUGCUCUCUUCCUCGGCAUGGAUAUCUUCUUCAUCUGUCAGGGCAGCAUCAGUCUGGCAAAAGGCAGUGAGACCGCCUGCUCAAAAUGGAUCAGGGCCAGAGCUACUCUGUGGAGAUCAGAGAUGGAUUCAUGGAAGGGGAUCCACGACUCCCUGUGUGAGGGCCGGGAGACUUCAGAGGAAAAAAAAGCUCUUCUGGAGACACCAUUUUAUCCGGAGAAGAAGUUUUUCUUGGGCCUUAUUGUGUUGGUCAUGGAUCUGAAUUGGCUUCAGCCCCAGCCAGGUCACCUCGGCCCUAUAGUCCUCCACCAACAACUGCCCAUCCACCAGACUCCGUAA